GGUCGCGUUGAAAGAGCGCAGAAACAUAUACCGAGUUGCGCUUGAAGUAGAACAUUCUUCAUAUCAGCUGACAACCAAAGCAAAACAGUCGGUGCGCGACCAUCUUGUCAAAAUAGGAGUCAACACACAACAAAUGUAUUUCAAAAUGUCCUAAAUCAUCCAGUGAAGCAUGCACGAGCAGGACGGCGACGGCGAGCCGGCGCACCACGCGCGCCGGCCGAUGAACGCAUUCCUCAUCUUCUGCAAGCGACAUCGGAGCGUCGUGCGCGACAAAUAUCCCAACUUGGAAAACAGAUCUAUAACCAAAAUACUCGGCGAAUGGUGGGCCAAUUUGGACAAGGAAGAGAAAGCUUGCUACACAGGUCUUGCUAAACAGUACAAAGACGCGUUCUUCAGCGCAAACCCAGACUUCAAAUGGUACAAGUUGCCAGCGCCGCCGCUGCGCACGCUGUCGUCGCGGCCGCGCGAGCCGUCCGACCGCCCCGACAACGCCGACAACGCCGACAACGCUGACAACGAGCCCGAGCGAACCAACAACAACUCCACCAAGCACGACUACAACAAGCGACUCGGCGACGACGACACCGACGAAGACACCAAACCCGCCAUGUUCACGCCGGGCAAAUUAGCCGACGAAGCUCAAAUGGGGAGCCUGAGCAGCCUCCUCUCUGAGAAUAAGACUGAAGUUCCACACACUCCCAACCCUUACUACUCACCUCCCAGCUACAAGUUCACGAUCUCAACCCCUAUCGAAUACAGAUCUCAUAUACAGAAGCCCAAAGAGCACAGCAUAAGCGAGCUCCAGAACGCUCUAACGGAAACGACCAGAGUUUUCGAGGAAGAGUUCGAAGUGAAGCGAGCGUAUCGUUACAACGAUUUCACGAACCAAGAUGUGAUAGACCAAAUAGUCGACAAGCGAUAUUCUAAAGAGGAAGAGAGGAAUUGGUCCGACGACGACAAGAGAUCCGGGAGGUCGUGCAAGGGGAAGAGAUACCAGGAGUUCAUGGCGGUCGGGGGGCUGAUAGUGAACAAGAGGCAGAGGCGGGACUGUCCCGAGCGGCUGUCCGACGAGGGGUAUGGCUGCGACGCUGGCUCCUCGCGCGAGGAGCCGUCGCCCGACCGCUCCAAGUCAGACUACGUCGACACGUCCGCCGAAAUCGAACCAAAAAUCGACGCGAUAUCGCCCGAACCCGACAAUAACGGAAACAAAACAUUCAAGGCCGCAGACUUUGAUUUGGACGCCAAAAUACGAGCCUUACCCUCGCUCAGCUUGGAGAAAUUCCAGCAACGGAAACGCGAUAACAAACGCAAGAAGAAGACCGUUUUGAAGCCGCAAACGUUAGAACCGUCGCAGAUAAUCAACUGCGUGCCGCGCUCGCUGGCUGACGAGCGACGGGAGAUGGCAGAGAGUUGGAGGGACAACGUCAUAGGGAGUCAGAAGAGGAAGCCGCGAAAGAUCAGCAUCACAAGGCUGGAGAUCAACAGCAUGGUCUCCAGUGACGUGAAUGGAGGCCACAAAACAAGCCCCGAGAUCAAGAUAGCAACAGAAGCCCCCUGCACUGUCCAGAGCAUGGACAUGUGCACUCCGACACCCCACAGUGUGGACAUGUUGGCUCUGGCCACUCUGGCGGAGGUGGCCUCCAACAAGUCCAGGAUGGAAGACUUCGAGUCAACGGCCAAAGCGAGCGACUACGCUUCCAAGGUAUGAGAUACCGACAUGUUUAGCCUUAAAGUUUAUUCCAAAUAUUAUUUACUUUAUAAAUAAUCAGAAAAUAUUUAUACAUAGAUAUAUACAGGGUGCUCGGGAGUAUUUCCCCUAACUUCAAAGUGUUGACAGAGUCCACUUGGAGCCGAACUACAUAACUUAAAUAUAUGAAUUAUAUUAUGUAAUUAUUUUUUUUAACUAAAAAAUAAAAACUUUUUAUGUUUUCAUACAAAGUAAUUCAAAUAAUAGGAAUGAUGACAGUUUUUUAAAUUGUAUAUAAAUUAAGAGUAUGCUAAUAGUAAAGCAAUUUUUUAAAAGUAACAGGGUAUCUGCGAUCAUUACUUUGGGAGCUACAGGGAUUUAAAGCCUCAGAUGUGCGGCAGCGCCCCAUACCAAAUGGCACGAACUAAUGACGUCGUAGGUAAUGUUCGUUAGAUUUGUAUGUGCGUUCAAACAAAA
Bicyclus anynana (squinting bush brown) is the source of this 2164-nucleotide messenger RNA. RefSeq lists its product as uncharacterized. Gene Ontology annotation, cellular component: nucleus. The record is from RefSeq and is a predicted model, not a curated record. Gene Ontology annotation, biological process: regulation of transcription by RNA polymerase II. The transcript is spliced from 4 exons. The coding region runs from base 170 to 1708 and encodes 512 amino acids. Gene Ontology annotation, molecular function: RNA polymerase II transcription regulatory region sequence-specific DNA binding; DNA-binding transcription factor activity, RNA polymerase II-specific. NCBI's taxonomy places the organism in Eukaryota, Metazoa, Arthropoda, Insecta, Lepidoptera, Nymphalidae.